AUAGAUUCUCAGAGGAGUCAAAUAUUGUUUCUUCACAAGCUGAAUUGUUACUGCCUUUGUGUGUUCCAACAGGGAAUGAUGGCAGAUAUUCCGGAGAUCUUGAAAGCAAUACCUGAUGUGAAGGCUCAGAGAGUCUGUUGGGGAUGUCAAAUGUUAGAGCGAGUGGAAGAACCGUUUAAGGGGUGCUGCAACCGUUGUCAUGAUGAAGGAUUUAUUCCAGCACUCUUCUGCUCCCAAAACUGCUAUAUGAAGGCCUGGCCAAGACACAAAGAAUGGCACGAAGAAGCGGUACCGAAAAAGGAAAAGCUGAAACAAGAAAGCGAAUCUAUGCUCCGUCGUGGCAUUCAAUCCCAUUCGCAGUUUGUUAACCUUAUGAAUGCAGCUGCAGUGAGAGCGGUUGGCGGUGAUUUGAACGGUGGCAAGAAACUGCUCCGAAAAGCACAAAAGAUAGAUCCAAGUCGCGCAGAAACUAUCGACUUCAUUGCCUCAUGUUUCUUCUUGUCGGGGCAAGAUGAGGAGGGUAUAGCAUGCACCGUGGAAGCUUGUGGACGCUUUGCGUUGGCUGCUUUGACUGGAAACCGCGGAGCUGAAAGAAUUGAAGGAAAUCAAAUCACUGAGGUUUUGUGUCAAUGGGCUCACAACGUGGCCUUUCUUGGCCUUCUCUAUGCCAAACCCAAAAAGUUAUAUGCCGUCCAGAAGCCAACCUGGUGGUGCCACGAUGGACUGUUAAAGAGAAUCACAAAGGUGGGACUCGAUGCAUAUGCAGCCAUGUUGUCAGAUCCUGACGUGUUCAACACUCUGAUGGACCUUCGUGCCAUGGCUCUAUCAGGAUUUGAGUUUGACGAGUCUAUCCCUUCAAAUAGAACAGCUGAGGAGCUCCGGGAAGCAGCUGCACUCUUGUGGACCGUAUCCCAAUUUGACGCGUCAGUGCAUGCUCCUUUAUACAAAGCUCGGAGUGAACUCGUCAUGAAAGUUGCGGCAUUGCGGAGUGCAGAAGAGGGGAAAGCUUAUUGCAGUGCUUUAGAGAAAGGUGAAGCUGGCCUGUGGGUUGUUCUCUAUGGCCUCAAGUGUGAAACAGAAUCUCCAAUGAACAACAAAUUUGGCGUGGUUUGUGUGGAUGGGCUGGAAGAGGGCCGAGUUGCUGUGAAAGUGGAUGGCAUCAGUGACGCAAAGAGGAUUCCACCCAGGAAUCUAUGGGAAGUUCCGUUUUCCGAGCUCCAUGUAGCCCUUAUUUCAACUCUGGAUGAUACCACCCAGUGGAAGUAUAUCCGGGGCUCCAGAGAACUCAGCCUAGCUCGUUCCAUGGCGGAGCAGCGCUGACUGCUCUGAGGGACAGAGUGAAACUGCUUGUGCGCCGCGUAUAUGGAGUGGCGUGCAGAGUAUUGAAAUGGCUAUAUCGCCUAUAAGAUGUCCUAGAUGAAGACAAUUAGCUAUAAACAUCCUUCUAGCAUUAUGAAUACAAUGACUACC
This is a messenger RNA of Seminavis robusta, 1470 nucleotides long. Lineage: Eukaryota; Bacillariophyta; Bacillariophyceae; Naviculales; Naviculaceae. The record is from the annotation of a GenBank genome assembly.